Lutra lutra (Eurasian river otter) is the source of this 2024-nucleotide messenger RNA. It is a transcript of the gene BAK1, whose product is annotated as BCL2 antagonist/killer 1. Lineage: Eukaryota; Metazoa; Chordata; Mammalia; Carnivora; Mustelidae. The record is from RefSeq and is a predicted model, not a curated record. Gene Ontology annotation, biological process: extrinsic apoptotic signaling pathway in absence of ligand; regulation of apoptotic process; intrinsic apoptotic signaling pathway in response to DNA damage. Gene Ontology annotation, molecular function: protein heterodimerization activity; protein homodimerization activity. Gene Ontology annotation, cellular component: mitochondrial outer membrane. Bases 171 to 806 code for a protein of 211 amino acids. The transcript is spliced from 6 exons.
GCCAGGACUGCACUCACCCCUGUUCCUGGAAGCCGGGCCUGGGCCCCCGAUACCCCCGGGAGCAGCUGCUGGGCCCUCAGGAUCUCUGGCCUCGGCCCUGUGAGCCAUCCGGGCCCGGGCUAAGGUCUGGGCAGGUAAGGCUAACCCUGUCCUCCACUGGGACCUGAGAAAUGGCAUCCGGGCAAGGCCCCGGUCCUCCCAGGCAGGGGUGUGGAGAGCCGGCCCCAUCUUCUACUUCUGAGGAGCAGGUAGCCCGGGACACUGAGGAGGUUUUCCGCAGCUAUGUUUUUUACCGCCAUCGGCAGGAGCAGGAGGCUGAGGGGGCGGCUGCGCCUGCUGACCCAGAAAUGGUCUCCUUGUCCCUAGAACCUAGCAGCACCAUGGGGCAGGUGGGUCGGCAGCUUGCCAUCAUCGGGGACGACAUCAACCAGCGCUACGACUCCGAGUUCCAGGCCAUGCUGCAGCAUCUGCAGCCAACAGUGGAGAACGCCUAUGAGUAUUUCAUCAAGAUUGCCUCGAGCCUGUUCGAGAGUGGCAUUAACUGGGGCCGUGUGGUGGCUCUCCUGGGUUUCGGCUACCGCCUGGCCCUCCACAUCUACCAGCACGGCCUGACCGGCUUCCUGGGCCAGGUGACCCGCUUUGUGGCUGACUUCAUGCUGCAUCACUGCAUUGCCCGGUGGAUUGCGCAGAGGGGCGGCUGGGUGGCAGCCCUCAACUUGGGAAAUGGCCCCAUCCUGAAUGUGCUGAUAGUUCUGUCUGUGGUUCUGUUGGGCCAGUUUGUGGUACGAAGAUUCUUCAAAUCGUGACUCCCAGGGGAAGUCCAGGCACCCCUGCCUGGACUUCAGCCAAGCCUUCUCCCCUCAUCCCCUCCUCUGCAGGGCUCCCCCCACUUAAGAAUACAGAAGCUUUAGCAAGUGGGGCACUCAAGCUUUAGGAGGGCCCCUGCCCAGGGGUCAGUCAGGCUGCCGGGGUGCCCCAACAUUGCAUGGUGCUAAUGACCCCCCUCUCUGGGGCCCAUCCUGUCAGAGAGGGGCUGUAGCCUUUUUCCUCAGCUCUCUGGGACUCCUUCAGCUGUGUCUCCUGGGUGCUGGGGAGAUUGACAACUUGGGGAAGCAAGAGGCUGAGAGUCACUUCCCUCCAAAUUUUUAAUGGUUAUAUCUUUUUAUAAUGCCCUUGGAAGGACUCUCCCCACCCCCCAUUCCCACCACUCUGCCCAAGCAAGGAUGCCUGGGAUGUGGGGGUUCGUAGGUUACCCUGUGUGCCCCAGGACUCAGCUGUUCUAGGUCAGAGUUUGAUUGCUGGGCCUGGAGCUCAGUCCUGGCCCUUCCUAAGCUCUCCCCCUGCUCCCACUCCCCCUACCCAUAUUGCCUUUGCAGUGGACUCUCAGGGAUUCUGGGCCUGGGUGUGGGAUGGGGAGGGAGUGGGGGUAUAGACCAGAGCUGUGAGAACUUCAUUGGCCCCCCCCAGCCUGCCUCCCGAGACCCUCAGUUCUCUCCCUUCUCCCCUAUUACCACUUCAACCCAACCUGUUCACUACAAGUGAAGCCCACCCUGCCCCCAUCACUCCAGAUAAGGAAGGAGGGAUCUUGGGUAAGUGGAGACCUGAAGUCCCCUCCUUGCCCAGACUAGACUUUAGGACAUGUUUGUUAUUGUCAGGGAAAGGGGGUAAGGAGCUCAUCUUGAGGUUUCUGAGUGAGAAAAGAGCUGUUAAUGUCACUAGGAACCCCAGAGUUGGGAUCCUCCCUCAUGGCCUGGGCACAGUGUAAUCAGGGGGUAUGGAUGGGGAAACUGUGAAUACUUGAACUCUACCCCCCUACCCUACCCCCACUCUCCACACUCCUCACCUGCCUAAUCUCCUGUGGGUCAGGGUGGGAAGGCCUUGUCCAUCUUGCACAACCUAGAGGUUUGGAGGUAGGGAGAGGGAAGUUUUUGAUUAAACCAAAUGCAAGAAGGGGAUGCACAUGGAGCCCACUGGCCAGCCCUCACCGCUCUGAGUAAAUCUGAAAAUAAACUAUAAUCCCCUGA